CUCGCAGCAAGUCUUUGGACCGGGACAGCUAGUGACAGCUUCCUUUCACCCAGAGGGAAUGGAGUCCCAGAGUGAGAGCGAGCAGCAGGAGGAGGUUCCAUCUUACAUGGACAGGGCCUGGGUGAAGCAUAACUCUGAGGCAGGCCUCAAAAGGAGGCUGAAGUCUGUGAGAGAUGGCUGCACGUUCGAUCCGGAUCAGCUGUGGAGCGGUCAAACGAACCCGGAGCCACUCUGUCACCGCUCCGUUUCCCAGGAGCUGAGGGGGGGCCACUGCCAGCUUCCCGUUGGGACCUUGCUGAUGGUGAAAGCGUGCAGGUGGCCAUGGUGGCCGGCCGUUCUGAGUCCCGACCCGGAAUCGGGGGAAUACGUGAAGCUCGGCGGUGAUGGCGGCAUGCAGAAGUAUCACGUGGAGUUCCUGGGGAGUCCGCGCACCAGGUUCUGGGCCUCGCCGAAGACCAUGGAGCUGUAUCACACACCCCGUGCCAAUCUCAGAGCUGGGGGGGGCUCCCUGAAACGCUCUUAUGUGAUUGCUAUGGAGGAGGCUGUCCGGAUGAAGGACAUGCCCUGUGAGGUUAGACUUCAGAUGUGUCACUUCAGACCAGCAAACGCGCGGGGCUGUGCGGCGGCGUGCAUGCAGUCGGACCCGCAGGCGGAAACGGUCGUGGUUGGCGGCUUCGUGUUUAAAAGCUGGAAACGCAUGGAGGAUGCUGUGGGCACAGCGUGCCAUCCGGGCCGCCAGGUGAGAGCUGUGGCCCCGUCAGCCCCCCUUCCCGGUUUAGCACACUCGCACGGCAUUCCGAGAGACCCAGGAGAGACUCAGCAUUCGGCGGAAUGAACUAACCAUUUUACGACUUCUGGCAGUUAACAAUGAUUGCAUUGAUUUUAACCUCAGUUUAGCCUAUCGGGUAACCUGCAUGAAGUGUGUUGUCCUUCGAUUUCUUUUUAAUUGCAUUUAUGGGAGAAAUUGCUUUUGGUCUUACUAUGUACAGUUUCAAGAAGCAUCAUU
Brienomyrus brachyistius is the source of this 1006-nucleotide messenger RNA. Its product is annotated as zinc finger CW-type PWWP domain protein 2 homolog. Gene Ontology annotation, cellular component: nucleus. The record is from RefSeq and is a predicted model, not a curated record. The coding region runs from base 59 to 835 and encodes 258 amino acids. The transcript is spliced from 6 exons. NCBI's taxonomy places the organism in Eukaryota, Metazoa, Chordata, Actinopteri, Osteoglossiformes, Mormyridae.